AUGCCGAAUUUGAGAUUGCAGAAGCGUCUGGCUGCUGAUGUUCUGGGCGUCGGUCAGCGCAAGAUCUGGUUGGAUCCUAAUGAGACCACCCAGCUCAGCGAGGCUAACUCCCGUGUCGAGAUCCGCAAGCUUGUCUCCAACGGUUUGAUCAUUGCCAAGCCCACCACUGGCCACUCCCGCUCCCGCACCCGCAUUUUGCACGAGGCUAAGCGCAACGGUCGUCACACUGGUUACGGUAAGCGUAAGGGUACUGCUGAUGCCCGUAUGCCCUCGCAGGUCCUGUGGAUGCGUCGUCAGCGUGUCCUCCGCCGCGUUCUCGCCAAGUACCGCGAGGCUGGCAAGAUCGAUAAGCACCUCUACCACAGCCUCUACAAGCUGGCCAAGGGUAACACUUUCAAGCACAAGCGUGCCGUCAUUGAGCACGUCAUCAAGGCCAAGGCUCAGGCCGCCCGCGAGAAGAGUCUCAAGGACGAGGCCGAGGCCCGCCGUGCCCGUAACAAGGCCGCCCGUGAGCGUCGCCAGCAGCGCAUCAACGAGAAGCGCGAGGCCCUCCUCCAGGGUUAA
Molecule: messenger RNA, 564 nt
Organism: Wickerhamiella sorbophila
Lineage: Eukaryota; Fungi; Ascomycota; Dipodascomycetes; Dipodascales; Trichomonascaceae
Product: 60S ribosomal protein L19-B
Exons: 1
Coding region: 1-564 (187 amino acids)
Biological process (GO): translation
Cellular component (GO): cytosolic large ribosomal subunit; ribosome
Molecular function (GO): structural constituent of ribosome; RNA binding
Source: RefSeq, a predicted model, not a curated record